AUGACUUCCAGAUAUUUUUUUCGAACUUUUCGUCGUUUGUUUCUGCUUUCUACUACUCAAAUUUCCUUCUCGUUUCGAAAUCAUCGUCUUUUUUGGACUUCACUGGGCACAGCAACUGCGCUCAGUACCAUUCUUCCUCCAGAAUCGCCAUUUAAACACUUUACUAAUUCAUUUCUCCUUCAUGCUAAAGCACUAGGAAGAGAUCUCUCUGCAACAGAAAAGCAACUUUUUCAAGCAGCUCAUGACGGUCAGUUGGAAAUUCUUCAAGAGCUGGUCGAAAAAGAAAAACUCGAUGUAAAUCUUCGCCAUCCGCUUGGUUGGACCCCACUUCUCGUUGCAGUUAUCAAUAAUAGAUUCGAUUGUGUUAAAUAUCUUCUAACGAAAGGUGCUGAUCCCAAUCAAUCCGAUGAAUUUACGAACGUUCAAUCAAUGGCUAAAAAAAUUCAUUGGCAUCCCGUACAAGUUCACACAAGACGCGAAGAAGAAUUUUGUGAUCGUUUGUCUUCACGGGCGACCUUCAAUGGUUUUACAGCACUUCACUAUGCUGUAUUAAAUGAUAAUUUACCACUGAUUAAUCUUUUAAUUGAAUACGGAGCUGAUCUAUUGAUUGAAAACGAACAAGGCCAUUUGCCAUCGGCUUAUGCACUUCAACAACGAAAAGAACUGUUGAGUCAGCUGGAAAAGAAUGCGAAGAAAUUACAUGAAGAAAGACUUAAAACUGAAAGACGGCGGCGACCACUAGAAAUACGAAUUAAGGAAUACAUUGUCGGACAAAAUUAUGCGAUUUCCACCGUUUGUGCUGCUAUUCGACGAAAAGAAUCUGGAUGGACAAGUGAUGAGUCUCCAUUAGUUUUUCUUUUUCUCGGUUCAUCUGGUGUGGGAAAAACUGAACUAGCAAAGCAAAUAGCCAAGUAUCUCAACGGCGAAAAGAAUCAAAGUCGAUGUUUUAUUCGUAUUGACAUGAGUGAAUAUCAAGAAAAACAUGAAGUGGCAAAAUUAAUUGGCGCACCACCUGGAUAUGAAAAUUGGAUAUCAAGAGGGUGGACAGCUGACCGAUGCCCUGCAAAAAUGUCCAACAGCUGUUUUAUGUUACAAUUAUUUGAUGAGGGACGUUUAACUGAUGGAAAAGGAAAAACUAUCGAUGGAAAACAAGCGAUAUAUGUAAUGACAUCGAAUUUAGCUAGUGAAGAAAUUGCGAACUAUGCACAAGAUUUACGACGAGAAGAAGAAAAGAAACCGCCGUUGCUCAAUUCGACAGUUUCGUCAGAUGAUCUUGAUCCAAAGGACGACGAGAUGAAAAGUCGGAUCACUGUAUCGAAACAAUUUAAAGACAAAGUGGUUAAACCGAUAUUGAAAAAACAUUUCCGUCGCGAUGAAUUUCUUGGACGCAUUAAUGAAAUGGUAUACUUUUUACCAUUUUCCAAGAGCGAAAUCAAUAAAUUACUUCUUAAAGAAUUAGAGUUUUGGAAACGGCGAGCAAAAGAACAACAUAAUAUUGAUAUCAUUUGGGAUCGUAAAGCAUUGGAUUGUUUAGCAGAUGGUUAUGACAUAAACUACGGAGCUAGAUCACUCAAACACGAAAUCGAACGUUCGGUGGUUAAUCAAUUAGCUGCUGCUCACGAGCAAGGUUUAAUUGAAAGUGGCAAUCAAGUGUUACUCACAGCGCACGAAAAUCUCUUUUAUACACCGUUCACCGCUGGUUCAAAACACGAGCCCGUUAGUCGAUCAGUUAAAUUACAAAAAGUCGAAACAACAGGUGGACGAGGUUUAAUCAGUGGUCUUUUCAAUCCUAGUAAUCCGCAAGGAGCUAACGUGACUUAUACCGAUAUUCAACCUGAAGAUCAUCUUAAAACAUAUCAGUUUUAG
Messenger RNA from Adineta ricciae, 1866 nucleotides. The record is from the annotation of a GenBank genome assembly. NCBI's taxonomy places the organism in Eukaryota, Metazoa, Rotifera, Eurotatoria, Adinetida, Adinetidae.